AUGAGCGCGUUGGAUCGACCUCUUCCUAUGGCCUGCUGGGAGGAAGAAAAGGACAAGGAUUACUGCCUUGUUUACGAUUUCAUGUCAUCGAUCUUAAACGCGGAGUUGUUAGCCAUGAGGAGGAGUCUUUACGAAAAAGGCCUUCAACUGAAGCAAAGCCAUUCCUGUAUUUGUAGCUUUCCACUGGAGAAAACGUUUCAGGAGAAAGACAGUGGCAAAGAUGACAACCAAUCUUACAAGUUCGGUGCGUUUGACUUCUCGGAAGUACACCGUGAGCGCGCUCUGAAGGCGGGAAAACUGAACAAAGCCGAUAAAGGCAGACGAUGGAGAAGGAAACAUUUCUGGACAAAAACUGCUUGA
Molecule: messenger RNA, 360 nt
Organism: Pocillopora meandrina
Lineage: Eukaryota; Metazoa; Cnidaria; Anthozoa; Scleractinia; Pocilloporidae
Source: the annotation of a GenBank genome assembly